Triplophysa dalaica is the source of this 1439-nucleotide messenger RNA. RefSeq lists its product as uncharacterized. The transcript has 17 exons. The record is from RefSeq and is a predicted model, not a curated record. The coding region runs from base 45 to 1436 and encodes 463 amino acids. NCBI's taxonomy places the organism in Eukaryota, Metazoa, Chordata, Actinopteri, Cypriniformes, Nemacheilidae.
CGAGGCGGAAGACAUUUGCAAAGGAACCACUGAGUACAAACACAAUGAAUGCUCUGCACUUUUUAAUUUCGGGACAGUUAAGCUCUGAUACCAAAAUUGGGAAAAUAGGGCCAUAUCCCCUAUAUGUAAGCAGCUUUCAGUCCCUUCUGGGAAACCAGGAACUUCCUGAUGAGAUCAUGGAUGCCAUAUUUCACCUGUUCAGCACGAAGACACCAGGCUUAAUGGCAAUCAACAACCACACCUUGAACAAUAUUCUUGAUGGGAAGGUCAGAGCAAGAAGUCAUAGUUUUGUCAAAAAUAACAUUCUUAAAAAAGCAGAAGUGGUAAUUGGUCCAUACCUGGAGGGAGGGAAUCACUGGACUUUCUUUCACUGCAACAUUGCUGGUAGAACCAUAACCUACCUCAAUUCUUUUGGUGAGCGGAAAGAGAGUUGUCAGAAAAUAGCUGACAAUUGGGGGAUAUUUGCCACAGCAAAGGGUUGCCAGGGAACAUGGGAACUUUGCACAAGGGAGCAUGACAUUCAGAGAGAUCUCAUUUCUUGUGGCAUCUUCACAGCUGUGUUUGCAGAUGCCUUUCUCCGUGGGGACCAGGGGUAUAUUAACUUCCCUUCAGUUCAUGAAGAAAGAGAAAGACUAGCAAUUCUGCUCUUCACUUCCCUUGAAAGGUCAGGCAUUUGUGGUGUCUGCCAUAAAGCUGUUGCUAAGAGCAAGGGCAAAUGUUUAACAUGUGGCGUGAGCAUACAUCAGAAAUGUGUGGAAAACAACCAGGAGACUGCCAUUUGUUUUCUGUGCAAAGUUUUAGUACAAACUGAAACAACAUCAGAACAUGAAGGAAACAAACAAGCAGAGACUGCCAAAUGCAUAGAUGAGGAAGUGGUGGAGAGAGAUGGCUUCCUUGUAGAAAGCGUACUGAAAGUUUCAGACUUUCACCAGGCGAAGAGAUAUCUAGUCUCUACAAGUGAGUUACAGAGGAGAUGUUCACCACCUGAGUGUUAUUCCAACAACACUGUGGUUUCUUAUUUGCGAAAAGCAAAGGCAAAGAAGAGAAACAUAGAGGAAAAGCUUACUGGUUUGGGUGUGCAACCCAAAAAGCGGACCAAACUGACCUCACUGUGCACUAAACUGUGUGAAGAUGAAUGCAGUGAGCUUGUCAGUGAUGUGAUGUUCCUGGCAGCCAAGUUUAUGCCCCAAAAGAAAGUGGUCCAGGAAAUGUGUGAAAACGAGGAUAUUCAUGAUUCAAUUUCCAAAGCUGAAUCCUGCAGGAAGACCUUACAAACACUUCUGGCAACUUUAAGGAGAAUCUGGGAGAUAUUUGGACUGGCAACCCAUGGCCUUGGGCCUGGUUUAAUAGGGGGCACAUUUGACUUUAUUGACUCGUGCCUCAAAGAAAAAAUUAAAGCACUUAAAUCCUCUACAACACAUAUGAGAACAACUUAAGGU